GGCGAACCUGGUUUUCCAAGCGCGGUUUAAAUCAAGGCAAAUGAGCUAUGGUGGUUUGAUUCGGAAGAACAGUGAAAUUAGUUCUUGAAAAAAACAUCUUUUUUAUCGCACAACUAAAAUCUUCUUACAAUUUUUCAAAUUCUUACGUCUUGUUCUUUUUUCGGUAACUGACAUAUUUUGUAUCCAAAGUUUUGAACGGUAUCUUAAAUAUUAGGUUUACCAACUAUGUAAUUAAGAAGUAACCAAUGAGAUAGUACUUUAUAUAAUCAAUUUACAUAUAAAGGAACUGUAGCUGCAUAAUGUUUACCUUGAGGAAAAAUACUUUAUCGCUCUUCUUCUUUCUGUCAAUAUAUGAACUACAUGCUACUCAAAGUCCUCUACCCGUUGUUUUUUGGCAUGGAAUGGGAGACAGCUGUUGUUUCUCAUUUAGCUUGGGUGCAAUAAAGAAGUUAAUAGAAGCAACAGUUCCUAAUAUCUAUGUACACUCCAUUCGUAUAGGAAAUAAUGAAAUAGAGGAUGUUGAACACAGUUAUUUUGGAAAUGUCAAUGAACAAAUACAGGAGGUGUGUCAGCUAUUAUCCACAGAUAAACGUUUCAAAGAUGGUUACAAUGCCAUUGGAUUUUCUCAAGGUGGUCAAUUUAUGAGAGCGGUAAUUCAAAGAUGCCCGAAUCCUCCGGCUAAGAAUUUUAUUUCUGUGGGUGGUCAACAUCAAGGUGUUUUUGGAUUGCCAAAUUGUGGAAGUUUAAAACAAAAUAUUUGCAGUUACAUAAAUCGGAUGAUAAAAUAUGGAGCAUACCUAAAAUUAGUUCAACAAAAACUGCUUCAAGCUACUUAUUGGCAUGAUCCAUAUCAAGAAGAGGAAUACAAAGCAAAGAGCAUGUUUAUGGCGGACAUUAAUAAUGAACGGUACAUUAAUGAGACAUAUAAAGAAAAUCUUCAAAAGUUAAAUGCCAUGGUAUUAAUUAAAUUUGAUAAUGACACAAUAGUUUGGCCUCGAGAGACAGAAUGGUUUGGAUUCUAUAAACCAGGACAAGCAAAAGAAACUCAGGCUUUAGAAGAGACUGACUUAUAUCGCAAGGAUUAUUUAGGACUGAAAGCACUUGCAAAGUCAGGAAGACUUCAUUUCCUUUCUUCACCUGGAAAUCACUUACAAUUUACAGAAGAUUGGUUUAUUGAUAAUAUAAUUAAACCAUAUUUGAUGUAAUCAACAAAUUUAUCAAUCAAGCCAAUUUUCAAGCUAUUUCACACAUAGCUUUUAACUGUUAACAUGUGAUGUCGUUAAUUUCCUUAGACAAGAACGGUGAAUCGUUUGAGAUAAGGAUAAAAAUUAUAAAUUUUUAUUUAAUCUAUAUUUGCAUUGUUAACACUUCAAAUACUUUUUUAAUAAACAUCUUAACUUGAAAAACAAUAACUCUGUACUUUAUAGCUGUAUCAUAUUAAAACGCAGAAACAUGUUCGUGAUUUACGCUGAGACAUUGUAAGUACGUAUGCUCGAAAACACGGCAGAAAAAUAUUAUAUAUGUACUCUUACAAUGAUAGUACAGUAAAACCAUUGUUAAGGAACACUUUUUAAGGGAUACGUAAAAACUAAUUACGUUAUCAUUGAGAGUGCUGCAGUUGCUUUUUCUUUGAUAAUUCUGUAAAAAUUUACUGUGUAUGUCUAUCUUUUACGGUUUAGAACUACGCAGGGGGUCAAGCUUAAUUGAGUAAUUCCCCGUGCAUAGCACCGGCGUUCCACAUGUUAGUAAUUAAAUGAUUAAACAAGAAGUUUAAUUAGGAUAUGUACUGUAUGAAAAUAAAGAAAAAUUUAUCAACAA
Messenger RNA from Megachile rotundata (alfalfa leafcutting bee), 1818 nucleotides. It is a transcript of the gene Ppt1, whose product is annotated as Palmitoyl-protein thioesterase 1. The record is from RefSeq and is a predicted model, not a curated record. Gene Ontology annotation, cellular component: lysosome. Gene Ontology annotation, biological process: receptor-mediated endocytosis; protein depalmitoylation. Lineage: Eukaryota; Metazoa; Arthropoda; Insecta; Hymenoptera; Megachilidae. Gene Ontology annotation, molecular function: palmitoyl-(protein) hydrolase activity.